AUGGAAGGGCAAUGGGUGAUUUGGUUUUCUGCACUGGUAAGCAGUUUUCUGGCGUAUUUCUUAUCAGAGUUAAUCGGGAGAAGAAAGAAGAAAAGCAGGGCAAAUCUUCCUCCUGGACCUCCUGCCUGGCCUAUAGUGGGAAACAUUCUCCAGCUGGGGAAAAAACCCAAUGAAUCUUUGUGGGCUCUUUCUCAGCAAUACGGCCCACUCAUGACUCUCUCUCUCGGCAUGAAAACUGCAGUGGUUGUUUCCUCCUCUGAAAUGGCAAAGGAGAUCUUCAAAACCCACGACCAAAACUUUGCAGGACGGACUCUGAUAGAAGCAGCAAAGGUUAAUUCUCACCACGAAUCUUCAAUAGUGUUUGCUCAGUAUGGAGAUUACUGGCGGAAAGUGAGGCGAAUUGCUGCCACAGAGCUCUUCACUCCCACCAAACUCCAAGUCCCGCAAUAUCUGAGAAGAGAUCAAGUCUCUUAG
This is a messenger RNA of Cryptomeria japonica (Japanese cedar), 474 nucleotides long. RefSeq names its product cytochrome P450 71B37-like. Gene Ontology annotation, molecular function: heme binding; iron ion binding; oxidoreductase activity, acting on paired donors, with incorporation or reduction of molecular oxygen. Bases 1 to 474 code for a protein of 157 amino acids. The record is from RefSeq and is a predicted model, not a curated record. Lineage: Eukaryota; Viridiplantae; Streptophyta; Pinopsida; Cupressales; Cupressaceae. The transcript has a single exon.